UCAGAUCUUUUGUGCGUAUUAACCAAAGGAAAUCUGAGCAGCACCUGCGGUGCGGGACUCGAAGGACAUCUGCCGAAGUACUUCAAAAUGAGGGCUGAUUUUCAACAGAUGUACGCUGAGAAGGACAGUAGUGAAGAAGAAGGUGUCAUAAAUUCGCAGUUCCAGUAUGAGCAGAGCAAGAAGGAUGCGAGAGCAAAAAGGAAUGAUCCAUCAAUUUUUCGAAGGAAAUUAUUAAAUGUCCUAUCUGCAAACAAAACCUCAGAAGUACAGAAUUGUGACGAUUCCCACUUUUGCCAAACAAAAUUAAAUGGUAGUGAUGGUGCUAUUGACCAUGACUUCAAAAAUAACAGCAGCAAAUCAAAAAUUUCCUUUCGAAUCUCAAAAAAUGAAACUGCAAAACUUUCCAGAAAAAACAACUGUAAAUUUCUUAAGGAUGGUUGCAAAUCAAAGAAAUCAAAACAGAGAAAAGCAGCCGAUAGCAACAGCAGAAGGUAUGGCAGAGCAAUCACGAAACCUUGUAAGAAGCGAAAUAAUAAGAAAAAGUUCUCAAACUAUGAUGAUGAGAACAUAAAUAAUUAUGACGUGAUUGAUGAGGAUCAAGAUGCUGAUUUCGGGAAUGAUGAGAAUCAAGCUGAUUUUGGGGAUGAUGAGAAUCAAAAUGCUGAUUUCGGGAAUGAAGAACAAGAUGAAAAAGACAUAGAUUUAAUUCACGGUUUUGAUGAAGAUGAUGACAAUGAUAAAGUCCUUGAUGAUCAAGAUGACAUUGCUAAUUUGGAUGUAGAUAAUUAUAAUGAAAAUGAAUCUUUUAAUAUAAAUGGUAAUGGAAAAAAAGGCAAAGGAAAAAUAGGCAAAGGAAAAAAAUUUCCCAUUAAAGAUUAUGAUUCCGAAAAUCAAGAUAAUUACAAAUUCUAUAACUCAGAUAAUGAUGAAGUUCAUAAAAAUGAAGAUUACGAUGACAUUUUCGAUAAUGGUGAAAACGAAGAUGACAAUUUUAAUGAAGAUGAAGGCGGUCUAAGUAAAAUUCCAGUGGAUGACGAUUAUGAUGAGGAUGAUAAUGGUAUAGGUGGUGUUCCAGAGGAUACUGGUUACGAUUAUAAUGAGGUUACAGAUACAAGUGGUAAUCCAGAAAAGGUAUACGAUUAUGAUCAUUAUGAGUAUAAUUAUGAUCAUACAGAAGACGGGCAAAGGGAAGAAGAAACAGAAUAUGAUGACAGCAAGGGCGAUGGUUUCCACCAGACUCGAGGUACUGAAAUACCGGGAGGCCUCGGAAAAUAUUUUGUUUACGUGAAUUGCACUACUUGCAAAAUUAAAAGUCAACUUGUUGUGUUGGCAGGAAAGAAAACAAGUAAACCACCAAAAGUCAACGAAAUAACCACUACAUCUACCAAAAGAAGGACAAGAAAGGGAACAAAAGGGAAAUAGUCAAAAAAUGAGCUGCAGGCCUCUAAGGAAUAGAUAUAUUCGAUUUGAUGGUUACAAAGCAUGUUUUUUAUU
Messenger RNA from Argiope bruennichi, 1494 nucleotides. Its product is annotated as protein PFC0760c-like. The transcript is spliced from 2 exons. NCBI's taxonomy places the organism in Eukaryota, Metazoa, Arthropoda, Arachnida, Araneae, Araneidae. The coding region runs from base 88 to 1422 and encodes 444 amino acids. The record is from RefSeq and is a predicted model, not a curated record.